AUGGAAUUUCACAAUUCCCCGCCGAGGGCGGCUACAGCUUUGUCGCCCUCUACAGCUGUUAGCAGUCGAGAACCGAAGCUCCAGCUUCCUUCGACAACUGACCCUCCAGGCCCGCAAAACCCGCCCAAACCGCUUGUCUGGCUGAUCUUUGGUGCAACUGGCCAUAUGGGCCGCUCCCUCGUGAAAACCGCCCUUUCGCGCGACGACCUGGUCGCAGCCGUCGGCCGCACAUUCGAAACCAGCCCGCAAGCAAUGAAGAAGCUCGAGGACGAGCACGAAAAUUGCCUCGGUCUACUCUGCGACGUGCGCGCCCGAGAGACGGUCCAGCAGGUAAUUGACCGCACAAUUGAGCGCUUCGGCCGUAUCGAUAUCAUCGCCAACUGCGCCGGGUAUGGUGUCAUCGGCGCCUGCGAAGACCAGGACGAAUAUGAUAUCCGCGACCAAUUUGAGACAAACUUCACAGGGACACUUAACAUGAUUCAGUUAUCGCUGCCCCAUUUCCGUGAACGCCGCUCGGGCCGAUAUCUUAUUUUCAGCUCAACCUCUGGCGCGCUCGGCGUGCCGGGACUGGGCCCGUACUGUGCUUCAAAGUAUGCUGUUGAGGGACUCAUGGAGAGUAUGCUUUACGAAGUUGACAGCUUCAACAUCAAGACUACGCUCGUGGAACCGGGCCAUAUGCGCCGCGAUGACGUGGGGGAUCUUGUCUCUGCUGAACCGUUCCCCAGUACGGACAGCGUGCAUAACCUCUCUUCUCCAUUACCGCUAUAUGGCCAUUUCCUCGUAAAGCCGCCUAGUGAACCAUAUAACACGCCCACAGCGCCCGCAGCCCACGCAAAGCGGAUGCUCAUGUGGCUGGGUGAUAAACAGCCCGCCAGCGCGGUCAAAGCGGCGCAUUUGGUUUGGCAACUAGGUCAUUGUUCUUAUCCACCCCUGAGACUUAUUCUGGGAACCUAUGCAGUUGAGAGCAUUCGGGACCGACUCAAGUGCAUCAUCGAGGAGAUUGAGGAUUGGAAGUAUCUUAGUUUCCCGUCUAUGGAUCAGCCGGUUGGCUCCGCUGGACAGGGGAAGGAUAAGCCUACGCCGAACGUGCAGGAGCAGGAAGAGGAGGGAAGAACAUGA
This is a messenger RNA of Aspergillus nidulans FGSC A4, 1119 nucleotides long. Its product is annotated as SDR family oxidoreductase. The coding region runs from base 1 to 1119 and encodes 372 amino acids. NCBI's taxonomy places the organism in Eukaryota, Fungi, Ascomycota, Eurotiomycetes, Eurotiales, Aspergillaceae. The record is from RefSeq and is a predicted model, not a curated record. The transcript is spliced from 2 exons.